AAAUUGGCUCCCUUAAAUGGAAAGGAGCAAUCAUGGACGGUAUUAGUUCCACUUGUGCUUUACUUGACAUGAAAUGAGUUAAACGGGGUCCGUACAAUUAAACAAAAUCAACCCUCUUCAGUGAUAAUAUACGUACGUUGAUUUGUAGGUCUAAACCCUAAAACAAAACUUCCGAGCAUGGUUUACCUGUCACUGUUGUUCAUGCUGCCGUUGUUGUCCUCCACUGAUGGAGGAACACCACCGACGGUUUUGAAUCAACCGACCCAGGUGAGCGAAACGCCGACUCUGCCGUCGUGGUACCUCCAUCUCCCCGUGUUUUUGAACUCCAAUCUGCCGCUGGUGAAGAAGGAGCUGUUUUACCCAUCCAGGGGCACCGGACUGGAGCCUUUACCCGAGCCCGUCCGGGAGAUUCUGCUCCCGGUUCGGGCUGAAACCCCACCGCCCAGAGUUUCGGGUGUUUCCGUGAGGACUUUGUGCAAGCGCAACAAGAUGCUCGUGCAGGUGCAGAGGAGCCUUUUGGGCACCGGUGAACUGGACUCUCUGCUCAAACUGGGAACAUGUCAAACCAGUAAUGCCACGAAUAAUUUCCUUUAUUUUGAAUAUGACCUUGGCAUGUGUGGAACCAAACGCACGAUAAUUAAUAACCAGGUGACCUAUUCAAACAAACUACAAUAUGAUCCACCAAGGCGCCACGGACCAAUCAGGCGGACUGUUCCCUUCACCCUGCCUGUUGCAUGUUAUUAUAACAGGUACCAAUACGCCUACAAAAUUGGCUACACACCAAAGAUGCAGCUGCACAAAAUCUUCACACCACUGACGAACAGACUAAAAUUCAUGCUGACUCCACGAAAUGCUCAGUGGGAAAGUCUUUCUCCUUCAGAUCAGUACGUGCUCGGUAAACCCAUGUACUUUGAGGCGGAGGCUCCGUCCAUGUCCCAAGACCAAAGACUGUACGUUCACUUGUGUUAUGUAACCCCUGAGAAGUCCCACACCGCCACGCCUCAGUUUCCAGUCGUGAAAAACUUUGGCUGUAUGGUUGAAAGCAAGGAAAGUCACUCCAGAUUCAUCUCCUACAAAAACAAUGCUGUGAGAUUCUCUGUGGAUGCCUUCUUGUUCACAGGAAUGACAGGCCAGCAGCUCUACAUGCACUGCUCCAUGUCUGUAAGCAGUUCUGUCCCCACACCUAGAGCGAAGUCCUGCAACUACGACACACAGGAAGGAAGAUGGUCUGAGCUGUAUGGACCAGACUCUGUGUGCACCUGCUGCGACUCCAACUGUAACUCUGCUGCAGCCUCAGUCACAAAAAUAAUUAGCAGCAUGCCGUGGAGAAUAGAAGUGAAACCCACUACAGCCCAGAAGAAUCAGGUCUCCACCACAAAAACUACAACGGAGGCUGAGGAGGCUGAGGAGGCUGAGGAGGCUGAGGAAGCUGCAGUCUCAAAACGUCGCACAAUUUUUGAAGAGAUCUUUGUUUUUGUCAAAUAAAGCUGAUGUUUAUACAGUGA
Messenger RNA from Cottoperca gobio, 1505 nucleotides. RefSeq names its product zona pellucida glycoprotein 3d tandem duplicate 2 (gene zp3d.2). Gene Ontology annotation, molecular function: acrosin binding. The record is from RefSeq and is a predicted model, not a curated record. Gene Ontology annotation, cellular component: extracellular matrix. The transcript has 9 exons. Lineage: Eukaryota; Metazoa; Chordata; Actinopteri; Perciformes; Bovichtidae. Bases 178 to 1485 code for a protein of 435 amino acids. Gene Ontology annotation, biological process: binding of sperm to zona pellucida; egg coat formation; positive regulation of acrosome reaction.